AACAAUAAGAAGCACAUAUCGCUAGCAUUAAAAUAUAUACAGCAGGCCGAGAUGCCUGCAUUUUUGGUCUUUUGCCCCCAAAUCAUAUCCAGAUCCAGAGCCCAAGCAAACGCUGGUAGCCCAGACACCACGCCAGCCAUAUCCCGUCUACCCCGCUAUCCAAAGCAAGCCCAUCCAAUCCGUUCCAUACAAGGCCAGGAUGACUGGCCACAUGAUGAUGAGACAAUGAAAUGCGCAAAAGAGAUAAGAGGAAAAAACGAGCCUUUGGAGAAAGAGCCCGGUCCAGCAAACCGCCCAACCCAUUGCUGGCAAUCACGUAUAUCCGUCCCCGAAACGCAUCUCUGUUGAAGGAGCAAUAGAAAGGCGAGAAACUCUAUAACACCGAGGUGGGGAUAAGAAAUAAGGAA
Messenger RNA from Paraphaeosphaeria sporulosa, 407 nucleotides. RefSeq lists its product as uncharacterized. NCBI's taxonomy places the organism in Eukaryota, Fungi, Ascomycota, Dothideomycetes, Pleosporales, Didymosphaeriaceae. The transcript is spliced from 2 exons. The record is from RefSeq and is a predicted model, not a curated record. The coding region runs from base 52 to 348 and encodes 98 amino acids.